AUGAUACGGUCGGAAAUUUCCUGCGACAGUAACCAUUUAGUUCUUGGAGAGGAAUCUGGUUUUGGUUUACUCUCACUUAAUCUACCUAGUACCACUCUAAGUAAAAAUCAUCAAGAUCAUUCUCCUCGUCCUUCCAUUAAAUCCUUUGGAAGUGAAAUUCGUUGUUCAAUAGAUGAAUUAGAUGCUGUCAUUGCUACCUAUGAUGUUAAUAAUAAUGAUGAUAUUGAAUCUAAGAAACAACAAUUAUUAACUUCUUCUUCAUUAACUAAUAUUCCUUCUAUUAAUACUUCAGUAGAUUAUUUCAAUUAUUCAACGUUUACAAAUUCUCCAUCAUUAUCAAAUCAAUUAUCUUCAUUAAAUAGAACAACAAUAACAAAUAUGAAUUAUGUAACAUCUAUUACACAUAAUAGUAAUGUAAAUGAUUAUCAUCAUAAUAAUAUUAAUGAUAUAAAUGAAAUAAGAAAAUAUUAUUAUGGAGAUCAAAUACAAAUAAAUAGUCAGUAUGAUCAAUUAGAUGUCAACUCUUCUUCGUAUCCAACAACAACAUCAUCAUCAUCAUCGUCAUGUACUUUCACAAAUUAUUGUAAUCAAAUCGAACCUUCAUUUCCAUUGCCUCCACCUGAUGCAUUUGCUUCAGAGGAUUUCCCACUUCCACCAUCACCACCACCACCACCACUGCCGCCUCUACUAUCAACACCAACAUCCGAGGCAACAACAGGCUCAGCCAAACCAGUAACAUUGUUAACAAGUCACUUCUCAUCAACAACAUUUCCACCUUGUACUACCAAUUCGACGUUAACAACAUUGAAUGGUGGUAAACGUCUACAGAGCUUUCCUUCUACUAAUGGGUAUUCACAGUGUCAGCCGUUUGAUCCUAAAUGUCAUGUAGAAUCAACCAUCAACUCAUAUAAUACAAAUAAUGGACAUCAUACACAACAGUUUCAUCAUAAUAUACCUACAACAAAUUCACGAAAACCAUCAAUUCCUCAAAGAGCUCCAUCCACUCGAUUAACAAGUUUACCGAGUUGGCCUAAACAUCAUGACAUGGAGACAUCUACUUCUGACACUAUGAUAACAUCUAAUGCUAUGGUCACUGGAAAUAAUGGAAUAGAUCAUUCGAAAACGAAACAUUCAGUAGAGUCAUCAAAAGAGAAUAACAAUAAUAAUACUCACUCAAUUGAAUGUACCACAUUACCAGUACAAGAUAUAAUACGUAAAUUUGGCAGUCUACUUAUGAGUAAUGCAAAAAUAUCAAAUCAAUGCAACACAACUUCUAAUGUACAAAGUACUUUAUCAUCUACAAUACGACCAAAUUCAAUCAAUGAUUGUAUACCUCAUAACAACAAUACUAAUAAUGUAAACAAAUCAAUUAAUCACAAGUACAAUCAACCAACACUAUCUACUAAUUCACAAUAUUCACCUAUCAUUACUGGUCUAGCUACAUCAACUGCUCUCGCAUCACAAAAUAAUGCAACACAAGAAGUUGUCAUGUCAACUACAUCAUCAUCAUCACCAUUGUUAAAUAGAAAUAUAAAUCAAAGUAGUUCAUCCGAUAUGAAUCAUUCCUAUCAAAUGAUGAAUAUUCCAUCGGGGAAAUUAUCAAAACGGAAUGUCUGUGCAAACAAUAAUAUAUCAUCUACUUUACCUUAUCCAUUCUCGUCUAAUUCUACCAAUGUUACCAUUAGUACUACCACUACUAAUACUAUAACUACUAUGUCCAAUCAUCAUAAAUCGUUUAUUGAUUCAUUAUAUGUUAAUGGAAAGUUUCAAAAUGAUAAAUGUUCUAUAUCGACUAAUUCAUCCUAUCAAUGUACUACAUCGACAGUUCUUCCAGAGGAGUAUUAUCAAACAAAUUCAUCAUGUACAACAUUUAAUUCUGGUAAUAGAAAUAUACCUAAUGGAUUAUCAAAACUACAAAAUCGUGUUCAUUCUUCACAUUGUACUAUUAAUAAUGAUAUAAACAAUUCCACAAAUCAUUAUAUUCACAGUCAACAAUCACAACAUCAUCAACAGUUGAAUUCACAUGUUGUUCAUCAACUUAAUAGUACAACAUCGUUACAACCUCGUUCAUCUUCUGAUUGUCCAUCGAAUUCAUCUUUUAUUCAUGUACAAUCAAUGAAUUUGGAUCCACAAACAUUGACCAUAUUUAAUCAAUUCAAUAUUGUUGAUGCCAAUCAAAUACCAGGUUAUCAUCCUAUUUCAUCGAAUCUGCCUGAUUGGAAAAUUCAUCGAUUAGAAAGAAAAAAUCGUGAUGCAGCUAAUAUUUAUGCAGAUGAAUUAAAGAAAUGGGGUCUUGUACCACAUUGGAAACGUGAAUUAAUUGAAAAGAAACAAUUGAAUAAAAUGGAAACAAAUCCUCAUCAAUCACAACAUUACAAUAAUGAUACAUCAUUAACAACAACAACAACAACAACAAAUGAAUUAGCUGAAAAACUUCAACGUCGUUUAGAUAAAGUUACUAAAGCAACGAUUGAAUAAUUUCAUCAUUGAAUUCUGUGUUAAUGACGUAACCAAGGUUUCUUGUUAUGAU
Schistosoma mattheei is the source of this 2530-nucleotide messenger RNA. NCBI's taxonomy places the organism in Eukaryota, Metazoa, Platyhelminthes, Trematoda, Strigeidida, Schistosomatidae. The record is from the annotation of a GenBank genome assembly.